Messenger RNA from Helianthus annuus (common sunflower), 1220 nucleotides. Its product is annotated as UDP-N-acetylglucosamine transferase subunit ALG13 homolog. Gene Ontology annotation, biological process: dolichol-linked oligosaccharide biosynthetic process. Bases 122 to 652 code for a protein of 176 amino acids. The transcript is spliced from 4 exons. Gene Ontology annotation, cellular component: UDP-N-acetylglucosamine transferase complex; extrinsic component of endoplasmic reticulum membrane. Gene Ontology annotation, molecular function: hexosyltransferase activity. NCBI's taxonomy places the organism in Eukaryota, Viridiplantae, Streptophyta, Magnoliopsida, Asterales, Asteraceae. The record is from RefSeq and is a predicted model, not a curated record.
CCCUAAACUCUUGUCUAUCUCCCCUGUUCUGUUCGCUCCUCCAUCUUCUAAACCUAAGAAACAAACAGCCGAUUGACAGAUCUUCUUUCAUUCUACGAUUCAGGGAGGCAGUGAACGGCAGAUGGACAACGUAAAUAAUGAUUUCGAAUCCAAAAGGAUUGUUUUUGUGACUGUUGGCACAACAUCUUUCGAUUCGCUUGUUAAAACUGUUGACUCCGACCAAGUCAAAGAAGCAUUGUUAGAAAAAGGAUACACUCAUCUUGUCAUUCAAAUGGGUCGUGGAUCCUACAUCCCUAAAAAGUCUAGUGGUGGUGAAGAUGGAUCAUUGGUUGUAGACUACUUUACUUUUUCCUCGAGCAUUGCAGACUAUUUGAGAUCAGCAUCUCUAGUUAUAAGCCAUGCAGGUUCAGGGAGCAUAUUUGAGACGCUAAGGUUGGCAAAACCGUUAAUAGUGGUAGUAAACGAGGACCUAAUGGACAACCAUCAAAGCGAGCUUGCAGAAGAACUUGCGGAAAGAAAACACUUAUUUUGUGGUCGCCCUCAAACACUCUGCGAGGUCAUCAAGUCGUCGCUAAAUGUGGAUAUUAUUGUUCCUUAUGAACCAGCUCCAACAAAUCUGAAAGCUGAAAAGCGAAUAUUGGGGGCACCUUAAACCAAAGCGAAACAAGCUGCCGAACAGUAGUCGAGAACUGGCAACUACUAAACUCAUGUUCUACUGUCUCUGGUGCGUCUCUACACAUGGGGCACUCGUCGGACUGCACAACUAUGUUCCUCCUUUUACUACCCUUCUAUCGGACCUAUAAUUUUCUGCCAUGUUACCCAAUUUAGUUUCGCCUUCUCAUCACAGCCUCCCCAAAAGAAGACCCUCCUCAUUUGUUUCUGUGACCGUAUUGUCUCGCUCUUUCCAAAAUCAAGGUGGUGGGUGUGGGAUAAAUGAGAAUUAUCGUCUCGCUCUUUCUAAAAUCAAGGUGGUGGGGUGGGGAGUAUUAGAAACUGGGCGAACAGUCGUGGGAAAACUACUUUGUAUUUUUGUAAAGCCACAUAAGGACAAACAAAGGGCUUGUAGCUUAGCGGUAUUAAAGUGUGUGUAAAGGUUGCUUUUCGGUUAAGGGUCUAGUCGUAUGGUGGACAAAUAUGGAAUAGUGUACUGGCUCAUGGCCAUUUAUUUGUUCAUUUUAUCCUCAAUUUGUUUUAUAAAAUUGAUCAACAUUUUUUGGUUA